Messenger RNA from Athalia rosae (coleseed sawfly), 3940 nucleotides. RefSeq names its product ribonuclease Z, mitochondrial (gene RNaseZ). Bases 301 to 2799 code for a protein of 832 amino acids. Gene Ontology annotation, cellular component: mitochondrion. The transcript has 7 exons. Gene Ontology annotation, molecular function: 3'-tRNA processing endoribonuclease activity. The record is from RefSeq and is a predicted model, not a curated record. Gene Ontology annotation, biological process: mitochondrial tRNA 3'-end processing. Lineage: Eukaryota; Metazoa; Arthropoda; Insecta; Hymenoptera; Athaliidae.
UUUACCAAAAAACUCCUUCAGAUCCACGUGAUGGUGCUUGGGUUAGAAGACGGGGUCCAGUAGGGUCUGGUCCGAGGUACCCUAUUUUUUCACGUGGAUGAUGCGAAGAUGCACUUUUUAUAGAACAUACUUGACCAAUUUUCAUCCGGAAUUCUAUAUUGAUGGCACAAGCUUUGCCUUUUAUUUGGUCAGUUUGCUACGAAUAACAAUUUUUCUGAUUGUUGCAACAGUCAUCCGCUGUUUCUAAUUUAUCAUUUGUAACGAAGAUAAAUGGCCAAUUGGAUGCCAGGCAAAUUAUAAAUGACGACCAUUAAUUGUAAAUGUUUGAUAUUGAACCUGUUCAAAUGCAAAGUAAGACACAGUAGUGCCAAAGCAUUUGGAUCCAAGGGGUACAGCAUCGAUCAAAAUAUGCCAAAAGAAAAGAUUUAUCUUGACAAAAUGCGAGAGCAGCGCUCGAAGAUCAAGGAGAAGGGUAGGAAAUAUUUACCAGGCAUCUUAAACCUACAGGUAUUAGGUUCCGGAAGUCAAGGAACCCCAAGAGCCCUAUACCUAUUCACAGACCAGACAAGGUAUUUAUUCAACUGCAGUGAGGGCACGCAGCGACUUGCUCUAGAGCACAAAUGUAAACUGGCUAAACUGGAGCAUAUUUUUAUAACACGGCCUACUUGGGAAAACUUGGGUGGUUUGCCAGGCAUGGCACUGUCUGUGCAGGAUGUUGGUGUGCCUCAUUUUAAACUACAUGGCCCUGAGGGAACUGAGGAAAUCUUUAAUGCUACUGCAAGAUUUGUAGUAUUAAGAAGCCUACAAGUUUCAAUGUUCGAUAGCAGCAAUGAUCCGAUAUAUGAGGAUGACGUCAUGAGCGUUCGACAUGUUAAACUUAUUAGUCAAAAUUCAGACAAAGAAGAAUCUGAUUCGGAUAACAGUAUCAAUGUUACUGAUGAUGAAACUGACUACUAUGCUCAUGAGAUCAAUCCUAAUGGAAAAAGAUUUUUGCCUGCCAAUCCAAAUGCAAAAAAACAAAAAAUGACAGUUUCACAUUAUCCCAUGAAAAGAAUCUCCGAUUGCAUGGCUUACAUUUGUCAACUUAAACCCCGGCCUGGUAGCUUGUGCUUGGAAAAAUGUAUUGCACGUGGUGUCACUCCAGGUCCUGCUUUUGGUCAACUCAAAGAUGGAAGAGAUAUUACUUUACCUAACGGUGAAAUUGUACGAAGUGCUGACGUCUGCCUCCCAGACGAUCCUGGGGUAGUUUUCAUUGUUCUAGAGUGCCCGACGUUAGAUUACUUGGAUUCAUUAUUAAAGAGCACUGCGUUUGAAAAGUACCAGCUCUCCGCAAAGACCAUUGAUGAAAAUUUAGCAUAUCUUGUUGUUCACUUUAGUCCUCCAGAAGUUAUGGCCGAUUCUAGGUACAGGGAUUGGAUGAAUAAGUUUGGGCUAAGUACAAUGCAUUUGGUAAUAAAUGAGGAUAACCAGUGUCUUGGAAGCGAGUCUGUCCAUAGAAUGCAGUAUAAGCUUCACUUACUACAUCCCAAAAUAUUUCCGUUACUUAAUGAACAAGGAAUCUGCAAAGAGGAGCAGAAUCAGGGUCAUGAAAAUAUAGAAGGAAAAGAGGAUGAUUUAGUUGAGAAGUUGAUGGAAAAAACAAGUCGAUCUGAAUCUUCAGAAAGUGCCAAAUCCCAAAUGAUAAGCAGAUUGUUCUUUGCAAAGACCAUGCAGAAGGUUCAUCUACGCCCUAGGAAUGGUUUCGACACAAACUCAGAGCUAAAAUUGUUACCGAAAGAAUAUAUGGACGAGGCAAUGGCAGAGGAUCCAUUCCUCGAUGCUCUGGCUCAACUUCAGACUGAUAUAAAUGCAAAGACAAAGGAAUUGGGAGAUAUUCAGGAAUAUCCAAAACUGAUAUUUCUCGGGACAGGUUCCUGCGCACCCAAUAAAAAUAGAAACACCAGCGGGAUCAUUUAUAGAAUCAAUGAGACUACCAGCAUAGUCUUAGAUUGUGGAGAAGGAACUUUGACUCAGAUAAUGAGAUUUUACAAGAAAGAAGAAGCACAUAAAGUUCUGGCCACCAUUAAAGCGAUCUAUGUUUCCCACCUACAUGCUGAUCACCACAUGGGUUUGAUAGGACUGCUGAAGGCUAGAGCGUGGGUGACAAACGACCCAGUAUUUGUACUGGCACCCAGACAAAUUUCUUCUUGGCUAAGCUUCUACCACAAUCGAUUCGAAAGGAUAUUAGAUAAAUUUAAGCUGAUACCGAAUGAUCUAUUGACCUACAAUGACCAUAGGUUGGAGAAACACUACCAGCGUACAUUAUAUGCAGCGUUAGGAACUACAGAAGUAAGCACAAUGCCUGUCAAGCACGUUCCAAAUUCUUUCGGUAUUGCCAUUACGCUGGAUAAUGGAUUCAAACUGACUUACAGCGGUGACACAAUGCCCUCUGCAAAUUUAAUUAAAUUGGGUUUCAAUAGUGAUGUAUUGAUCCACGAGGCAACAAUGGAAGAUGAACUGGAAUCUGAAGCAAGAAUAAAGAUGCAUUCUACCACCUCGCAAGCAAUUGACGUUGGUAAACAGAUGAAGGCAAAGUUUCUUAUGCUAACUCACUUCAGUCAACGUUACGCCAAGAUACCACGUAUUGACGAUCAAGUAGCUAACACCGUUGGAAUUGCUUUUGACAACAUGGAAGUCAGAGUCGGAGAGCUCACUCUUCUCCCGCUCUUCUAUCCUGUGCUACGAAUAAUGUUUGCAAAUGCGUACGAGGCACUGGCUUCAAGAGCUGAAAGAAGGAGGCUGCGAUUACAGUAUGCUUAAAAUCAUACGAUAUCACUUCGUCAAUCAGAAAAAUAUUUCAAAAUACCGACGUAUUUCAGUAAAGUUACUUUUACCGAACAGUGAUCGUAAGAAAUAUAUGAUGCAAAUAAUUUUUCCCGGACCCAAUUGCAUAUUGUAACUUGAUUGUAAUUUACCUAAUAUGAGGCUGCUGCAGAUAUAAUAAAGGAUACUGUUGAGUUAUAGCUUCAAAUUUUGAUUUUUUGCAACAUCUAGUCUUGGUCUAGCAAGGGACAUGUAAAAUUUUGGUUAAAGUAUAUCUAUGGUUAAAGCAAUUUGAAGGGUCAAUUUUUUAAACAUUUCUUACAAUCGUCUGCCAUAAAAUAAAAAGAAAAAACGAAAUACUGUUGAGUGACUGAAUUGCUAAAUAGUAAAUUGUUUUACUUAUCAUUUUCAUCCUUUAUUAUGUUGCUCGGUAGUUUUUGCCAAUCAUGGAAUAUUUAUAAUACCACAGGGUAAGUAUAUUAUAUUGGUUGUCGCUUGUAAAUUGUGUCGUGUGCACAGCUUGGGUAUAGAUUACUUAGUGAAAAAAAAGGUACCAUGUCGCAGUAUAAUAUUUAAUCCCAUAACUGGUAUUUUUGAUAAUCUUAAUCAUAAUUAUGAUGAUAAUAAUCAAUAAAAAUAAAAUUCCAAUAUGCUAAUAUACACCUACGUAAUAUACGGAGGUAAUAAUACGAAACGUAAUUUUUCAUACGAAUAUAUAUAUAUAUAUGUAAUAAUAAUAUUAAUAAUAAUAGUUUUCACGCAAUAACUAUGGAGGUUGACAAUUAAGUACAUGUAUAUUGAAAAUGAACAUGUACCCGGAUUAUGUAUUUACACAAAAGAAGGUUCUCGCAUGAAAUACCAACCCAUGCAUUUAUAGUGAAGUAUAGCGAUCGAGUAGAUUUUCAGCCUUAGAAGUUAAAUUAUAAUCGUAUUAAUGAUAAGUUUUGUAUAGUAUACAAAUUAAGGAUGAUAUUAUGUAUAGUGAUAAUAAUAAUAAAAAUAAUAGUAAUCAAAUCACUCUCUUUUUCAUAAAUAAUAUAAAAAAAUAUUCUUGUGCUUUCCCAAGGAUUUAUAAAAAGUUUUCUUUUCCUAUUUUUUUUUUUUUUUUUUUUUUUUUUUUUUUUAAUAUAAAUUUUAU